Molecule: messenger RNA, 922 nt
Organism: Tripterygium wilfordii
Lineage: Eukaryota; Viridiplantae; Streptophyta; Magnoliopsida; Celastrales; Celastraceae
Exons: 6
Coding region: 91-693 (200 amino acids)
Cellular component (GO): endoplasmic reticulum
Source: RefSeq, a predicted model, not a curated record
UUUCCAAACUACUGUCCAGUACGCUGCAAAUCCACGACCACCAAAGCUAGGUCCGAUUCUCCGACUCAACCCUGCCUCCUUCAUCAGUCAAUGGCGUCUCCAGUCACCGGGGAGCCUCUGAUCUCGAUAGCGUUGAUAGCUCUUCUUUCAUUUCUUCUGGUAUCGUCUUCUCUGGCAAGCUCAGACGUCCCCUUCAUGGUCGUACAGAAGAAGGCCACAUCCACCAGGCUCAAGUCAGGCGCCGAGCGCGUCUCCGUCUCCAUCGAUAUCUACAACCAAGGAUCCACAACCGCAUUUGAUGUAAGUCUUGCCGAUGAGAAUUGGCCUCAAGAUGUUUUUGAUGUUGUUAAUGGCAACACUUCGCAUUCAUGGGAAAGACUUGAUGCUGGCGGUAUUUUAUCACACUCUUUUGAAUUGGAGGCCAAAAAGAAAGGUAUGCACUAUGGCGGACCAGCAGUCAUCACAUUUCGCAUUCCUACAAAGUCUGCUCUACAGGAGGCCUAUUCAACUCCAAUCCUGCCCUUAGAUGUCCUUGCAGAAAGAGCUCCCGAGAAGAAGUUUGAAUGGGCUAAGAGGUUGCUAGCGAAGUACGGGUCUCUGGUUUCUGUGAUCUCCAUCAUUGUUCUUUUUGUUUACCUGGUUAUUACCCCAUCAAAAUCCAGUGCUGCAAAAGGUAGCAAGAAGAAGCGCUAAAUCAUUUGAGCUGCCAAGCAAAAGCAUUAGCUUGUCCGUAAGCACACCUGACCUGUGCUUAGACGCUCUUUUUGUAGGAUUUCCUACGUUUUUGUUCUUUGUUACUUUCGUAGAUUGUAGUUAAGGAGCAAAGCAGGAGAUGAGUUAUUGCUACACUUGCUUAUAUACUUCGCAACCAAUUACUGCUUUUCAAAUUUUAAUGUUACAUUGAAGGCUGGCUUUUGACUUU